AUGGAUGAAGGGAGCUCCACCAUCGAAACUUUAGUUAUUGUUACUUCAAUUGCAUUACCACCACCACCAACUUCACCACCACAAACAUCUAUUAUUCCACCUACAUCUACUACAACAGUUUCUCCUACAUUUGUUGUUGUAAUGCAAGAAUCGAUUGUUGCCUUAUUCUCAUCUCAAUCCAUUGAGUCUGAGAAGACCAUUCCGGAAGAUGAAGUAGAUGUUGAUUAUGUUAUGGUUUCGUUUGCUGAUUUGCAGUUCAACCCUAAAGAAUAUGAUAUACUUGAUGAGUUAAUCAUGUCGAGUAAAAAAUUCAAGAUCCUUAAUUCUAAAAUGAUCUAUAUUCUUUAA
This is a messenger RNA of Lactuca virosa, 348 nucleotides long. The record is from the annotation of a GenBank genome assembly. NCBI's taxonomy places the organism in Eukaryota, Viridiplantae, Streptophyta, Magnoliopsida, Asterales, Asteraceae.